Molecule: messenger RNA, 1303 nt
Organism: Cuscuta campestris
Lineage: Eukaryota; Viridiplantae; Streptophyta; Magnoliopsida; Solanales; Convolvulaceae
Source: the annotation of a GenBank genome assembly
AAUUCAUUUUCCAAGUCAAUAAAAAGCAUAUGUACGAACACAAAAAAGCUGCCUCACACUAACACCAGACACAUGUUUAAAGCUUGAUCCACAGAGGACGAGUACUAUGUUAGCUUAGAUCAAAUUUGACAUGGAAUCAAAGCUUGAGGCGAUAAUAGUAUGUGUAUAUGGGGCAUCUACACACAUGAGGGUUUAAGGGAGCUCUUUUGGGGAUUUAUAGUGUAUCCAUAUCGGUCGUUUACAAUGUUUGAAUCUAAUUUAAAACUUUCAGGUAAAUCUCAUCCUUUGAGGUUUCUUUUGGAGCGAGUUUGACAUAAUCUAACAAUUUUAUUUAUUUUUUAUGUAUGGACAUUCUAAUGUAUCAUUUUCCUUUAGUUCUUUAUUUUAUGUGCUGGAGUAUUCAUCCCGUUGAUGUGAUCCCCUCAUGUAUGGGAAAAUAGGUAUGCAUGUCUGAUGUCCUCAGCUAAUUUCCCAAUCUCUAUUAUUAAUUUUCCCCAUUUUCCAAUGAUCAGGUCUUCCCAGCUCUAAAUCCAACAGUCUUGGAACAAUUGAAAAAUGCAGAUUGCAUCAUAUUUGCCAUGGGGUCACUCUUUACUUCUAUCUGCCCCUCUCUGGUUUUACACGGAGUUGGAGAAACAAUUUCUUCCCGGUCAUGCCCGAAGAUAUGUAUGUGUGAGAGAAUGUUUUCUUCUUCCAUGUGUAACAUCCUCCAUAGGUACUUAUGUUGAAUGGUACUCAUGACCGAGAAACUAGUGGCUUCACUGCCUCCUGCUUUGUGACAGCCAUCACCAAUGCCUUAAAUCGAAUUCACGCGGAUAAUCAUAAGUGCCUUAAUAAUCCUCCAAACAGAUACAUCAAUACAAUUCUGAUGCCAAAAGAUGGCCAAGUUCCCGUCGACAUUGAUCAACUCACUUCCCAAGGGAUUUAUAGUGUGGUUCCUGUAGAUUCAUUCCAUGAUCCAAAAGUGGGUAUCAUUUUUGACCCAAAGUCUCUUAUCCAAGCACUUGGAAAUUUGCUAACACAACAAUGAGAACAACCAUCUUAAUAUGCUCAAGCCAAUUGUUUGAAUGAAAAAACAAGGCAUUUAUUGUCCCUUUUGAGCGAUCAAAAAAAUGGAUUUCCAUCAUGGUUUUGUUUGCCUAAAAACAUGGGACCUAUGCUUUGGCGUUCAAUAGUGCUCAUGUUUAUCCUUCAAUGUAGCUUUUAAUUGGUCUCAGUGAAAGAACAUCUACCGAAUCUUGUUUUUUUCCAACAGAAUAUUUCAGUGUAAUUUUGGAGAAUAUUGGUGUUUAUGGUCCAAUCU